AUGUCCCUGCGUGCUGCCGCAGGUGCCGUGCUCAGGGCGGCCGCCCGCCCCGCCGCUGCCCGUGCCGCCGUCGCCGUCCGCGCAGUGCACGCCUCGGCCGCGACAAAGGCGUCGGCGUCUCCGUUCACCGAGCCGACGUCGCCGAACAACGCGGCGACCAAGUACGCCGACGCGGGCGCGGCCCUGCACACCUACGGCUCGUACCUCACCCAAUGCCUCCCCAAGCACAUCCAGCAGUUCUCCGUCCUCCGCGACGAGCUCACCCUCUACUGCGCGCCCUCCUCCGUCCUCCAAGUCCUCACCUUCCUCCGCGACCACGGGCGCUGCCAGUACAAACAGCUCAUGGACCUCUCCGGCGCAGACUACCCAGAGCGCGACGAGCGCUUCGAGGUCGUCUACCACCUCCUCAGCGUCAAGCACGCCAGCCGAAUUCGCGUGAAGACCUACGCCAGCGAAGUCACGCCCGUUCCUAGCGCCGUCAGCAUCUUCAGGGGCGCGGACUGGUACGAGCGCGAGGCCUUUGAUCUCUAUGGCAUUUUCUUCCAGGACCAUCCCGACCUCAGGAGGAUCUUGACGGACUACGGCUUCGACGGACAUCCGCUCAGGAAGGAUUUCCCGCUCACGGGCUACACCGAGGUCCGGUACGACGAGGAAAAGAAGAGGGUCGUGUACGAGCCGUUGCAGCUCACUCAGGCCUUCCGUAACUUCGAGUCGCUAUCGCCCUGGGAACAGGUCGGCGACGGCGUCGAGCCUCGCAAGCCCGAUGAGUUCAAGCCCCUGCCGCCUCCUCCUCCGGCUGAAGAGAAGAAGUAA
Molecule: messenger RNA, 813 nt
Organism: Peniophora sp. CBMAI 1063
Lineage: Eukaryota; Fungi; Basidiomycota; Agaricomycetes; Russulales; Peniophoraceae
Source: the annotation of a GenBank genome assembly